AGGAUAGUAUACGUGUAAGUUUCCUCAGAAGCAGUUUGUUUUUGUUUAAGUAUAACGGACUGUAAUGAUUUAUUUACAAAUGUAUAUAGUACAAAAUAUAUUAGUGUGCAAAACUAUAUACUGAAACAAUAUACAGAAUAAUAUUUAAUAUUUUAUUAAAAGUGGUUUCAUAGUGAUAUGUCUACACCUCAUCUUGAAACAAUGAAUGAAGGCACACGUAAACAAGAUGAAAUAUCACAGUUAAGCAGUGAAAGAAGACCGUAUAAAAUCCCAAAAGUGAGAAAAUAUGAUGAAACCAAAAAAAAACAGGAUGAAGUAUCAUCGGAAAAAAACACUAAAAAAAGAUCGUUUGACACAGAACAAAAUAUUAACAAUACUUCAUCAAAUUUACCUACUAAUGACAAUAAAAGAAGAAAAGUUUCUUCAGAUUCACCAGUAUGCAAUGGCAAUGCAGUGUUAGUUGUAAAACAUUAUAAUUCAAUAUUAAAUGAAGAUGGCUGUAGAAAUAAAAGUCGAAUUUUUUAUAUGAGAAAUUUUAAUAACUGGAUUAAAAGCAUGCUUAUUGAUACUUAUCUUAUAAGUAUAAAAGGUAAGUAUGUACGUCCUAUAAAUGCAUUGGAUAUGUGUUGUGGCAAAGGAGGAGAUCUAUUUAAAUGGAAGCAAGGGUGUAUAACACACUUAAUUUGUACUGAUUUAGCAGAUGUAUCAGUAAAACAUUGUCAAGAUCGAUAUGAAGACAUACGUAACAAAAAUAUCAGGGAAAAUAAAUAUCCUUUAUUUACUGCUGAAUUUAUAACAGCUGACUGUACAAAGGAACAAUUAAGGAAAAAAUUCAAGGAUCCCAGUAUAUCACUUGACAUUGUUAGCUGUCAAUUUGCAUUCCAUUAUUGUUUUGAAUCACUGCAACAAGCAGAAUGUAUGAUGAAAAAUGCAAGUGAAUGUUUAAAACAAGAAGGUUAUUUCAUUGGGACUAUUCCAAAUGCAUAUGAAUUAGUUGUUUCUUUUGAAAUUCUUAAUGGUAACAGUUUUGGAAAUGAUAUCUAUAAUGUAGAAUUUUUUUGUGAUAAAACCAAUCCACCACUUUUUGGUGCUAAAUACCAUUUUCAACUAGAAGGUGUUGUUAAUUGUCCAGAAUUUCUUGUUUAUUUUCCAGUAUUUAAAAAACUAGCUUCAAAAUUUGGUCUGGAGUUGGUAAUGUUUGAAAGAUUUGAUAAAUUUUAUGAAGACAAUGAGGUUCGAGGUCGAGAUUUGCUACAUAAAAUAGGUGCUUUUGAAUGUUAUCCUCCCCGCAAUGGAGUAUCACUUGAUAAAUCUGAAAAAGAUUAUGAACAUGCUAAGAAACAUAAAGAAGGUCGUCAAAGCAGUUCUGACAUUGGUACUUUAUCCCAAUCAGAGUGGGAAGUUGCUUCAUUAUAUUCUGUAUUUGUCUUCCAGAAAAAGAAAACUAAAUGGAAUAAUGAAGGAAAACCAGAAUAUGUAUAA
Molecule: messenger RNA, 1482 nt
Organism: Habropoda laboriosa
Lineage: Eukaryota; Metazoa; Arthropoda; Insecta; Hymenoptera; Apidae
Gene: Rnmt
Product: mRNA cap guanine-N7 methyltransferase
Exons: 7
Coding region: 178-1482 (434 amino acids)
Biological process (GO): 7-methylguanosine mRNA capping
Cellular component (GO): nucleus
Molecular function (GO): mRNA 5'-cap (guanine-N7-)-methyltransferase activity
Source: RefSeq, a predicted model, not a curated record